AUGCCUCCAACAUGUAACAGGGAUGAUUACCUUGCUUACGCGGAUUUCUGCUUCGAGACAUUCGGCGACCGGGUGAAGAAAUGGGUGACGCUAAACGAGCCCAACCUCUACUCCAUGUACGCCUACAACUACGGCGAUUGGCCUCCCGGCCGGUGCUCGGAGUGGAUGGGGAACUGCACCGGCGCCGGCGGGGACUCCUCCACGGAGCCAUACGUGGCAGCGCACCAUUUGCUGCUGAGCCACGCCGCGGCGGUGAAGCUGUACAGAGAAUCGUACCAAAAAUGGCAGAAGGGAGUGGUCGGGAUCACCAUCAUCAGCCAGUGGUUCGAGCCCAAGUACAGGAACUCGUCGUCGAGCCACGCGGCCGCGUCCAGGUCGUUGGAUUUCAUGCUCGGAUGGUUUCUUCGCCCAAUCAUCUACGGGGUGUACCCCAAGAGCAUGAGGUCGCUUGUAGGGGAUCGCCUCCCGAGAUUCACCGAGGAGCAGUCGGACAUUUUGAGAGGCUCGAUCGACUUUCUCGGCCUGAAUUACUACACGGCGAAUUACGCCGAGGAAGCUCCGGCCGCCGCCAGGGCUAGCUACUCCGAUGACAGUCGUGCCCUUCUUUCCACUGAGAAGGAUGGAGUCCCAAUUGGCACACCGACUGAUCUAGAUUGGCUGUUCAUUAACCCAAAGGGAUUGCAAAGGCUGCUUCACCAUAUAAAGAACAACUACAAAAACCCACCAGUGUAUAUCACCGAGAAUGGAAUGGGCGAUCAAAGUUCAUUGUCGUUCGAAAUGGCCCUGAAUGACACUACGAGAAUACAGUACCAUGAAACCCACCUUCGGUCUGUGUUGAAUGCCAUCAAGGAUGGAGCCAACGUAAUGGGUUACUACGUCUGGUGCUUCUUUGACGACUUCGAGUGGUCUGCUGGUUACACGGUCCGUUUCGGGAUGACAUACGUGGACUUCAACGACAAUUUGAAGCGUUACCUCAAAGCUUCUGCCUAUUGGUUCAAAAGCUUCCUUGCACCAUCACCAUCGAUCCACUCUCCAAAAUCAUGA
Messenger RNA from Linum tenue, 1044 nucleotides. The record is from the annotation of a GenBank genome assembly. Lineage: Eukaryota; Viridiplantae; Streptophyta; Magnoliopsida; Malpighiales; Linaceae.